Molecule: messenger RNA, 1431 nt
Organism: Hypoxylon trugodes
Lineage: Eukaryota; Fungi; Ascomycota; Sordariomycetes; Xylariales; Hypoxylaceae
Product: cytochrome c1, heme protein, mitochondrial precursor
Exons: 4
Coding region: 155-1123 (322 amino acids)
Biological process (GO): mitochondrial electron transport, ubiquinol to cytochrome c
Molecular function (GO): electron transfer activity; heme binding
Source: RefSeq, a predicted model, not a curated record
UUUUCAUUCAAUUCAUUCAACCUUGUUGUUGGAUUCCCGGUUCGAUCUCUUCCACACUUCCACGACCAACUCUCAACCACCUCUCCCCUCCAAUUGAUUCGUCAAUCUACCCGUCGCAACCCUCCUACGAACGGGUAGAAAAUCCUCGCCCUUCAUGUUGGCAAGAUCUUGCCUGCGCUCUACGCGCAUUCUCAACGGAGCCAGAAAUGGCGCGACCGCUUUUACCAAGCGAUCUAUUUCGUCGAGCUCCGGAGCCUCCAGCGAAUCCGCAACGAAAAUUAACAUCGCUACUGCUGCAUCUACAGCUCUUGCUGUCGGAUCUGUAGCAUGGUACUAUCAUCUCUAUGGAUCUACUGCGAAUGCCAUGACGCCUGCUGAGGAAGGUCUACACCCGACAGCAUACCCAUGGGUUCACCAGCAGUGGUUAAAAACCUUCGACCACCAAUCUCUUCGUCGAGGUUUCCAGGUCUACCGUGAAGUCUGUGCAGCAUGCCAUUCUCUUAGCCGAGUUCCUUACCGAGCACUUGUCGGAACCAUCCUAACUGUCGAUGAGGCGAAGGAGUUGGCGGAAGAAAAUGAAUACGACACAGAACCCAACGAUGAGGGUGAAAUCGAGAAGCGACCCGGAAAGCUAUCAGAUUACAUCCCUGCGCCGUACAAGAACGACGAAGCCGCUCGAGCUGCCAACAACGGUGCCCUCCCCCCUGAUCUAAGCUUGAUUGUUAAGGGACGACACGGUGGUUGCGAUUACAUCUUCAGCUUGUUAACUGGAUACCCUGAGGAGCCCCCUGCAGGAGCAUCUGUCGGUGCUGGUCUAAACUUCAACCCUUACUUCCCGGGUACUGGUAUUGCUAUGGCCCGUGUCCUAUAUGAUGGUCUCGUUGAGUACGAAGAUGAGACCCCUGCCUCUACUUCUCAGAUGGCCAAGGAUGUAACGGAAUUCCUCAACUGGGCGGCGGAACCGGAGAUGGACGACCGAAAGCGAAUGGGUGUCAAGGUUUUGACUGUUACCGCUGUCCUUUUCGCUCUAAGUGUUUGGGUUAAGCGAUAUAAGUGGGCGACACUAAAGUCGAGGAAGAUCGUCUACGACCCACCUAAGGCAUCCAACAAUGUCCGCUCAUAAACGAGCAUCUGCUGCUGUAUGUACUACUAAAGUCACCAUACCGCUCCUUUGUUAUGGCGAAGGGGGAAGAAAAAGACGUGAGGUUACUAGGGGCGGGAGUAAUCCUGAGUCGCGACUCUAGAGUGUAUAUCAAGUCCUUUAAAUUUAGACGUUCUCAGAAGUUUUACUUGAAAGUACGACGGGACCGACUUGAUAAUAGAUACCUGUGAAGACAAAUUUUCUCUCAACUCGAUCAGAUAUUCUUAUAUUUUUAUCUGGAUAUAUAUAAUUCCUAAAAAUAAAUAGUUUCCUGUCGAGUAAAACUCUGC